Mesocricetus auratus (golden hamster) is the source of this 3999-nucleotide messenger RNA. It is a transcript of the gene Slc2a12, whose product is annotated as solute carrier family 2 member 12. Lineage: Eukaryota; Metazoa; Chordata; Mammalia; Rodentia; Cricetidae. Gene Ontology annotation, cellular component: membrane. Bases 182 to 2047 code for a protein of 621 amino acids. Gene Ontology annotation, molecular function: transmembrane transporter activity. Gene Ontology annotation, biological process: transmembrane transport. The transcript is spliced from 5 exons. The record is from RefSeq and is a predicted model, not a curated record.
AAGCCUUCGGAAAUAGAAACAAAGUUGGUUACAAAUCACACUGGCUUUGCCCGAAGGUUUCCCCCCCAACCCCUCCCACUCUUCUUUAGCAUGCUGCCCAUGGGGACGGUGACCACUGCUGUCAGAGCGGUAGGUCGGGGUGGUUCGGUGGCGAGGGAGAAGCUGUAACUUCUACGUGACCAUGGUACCUGUUGAAAACACAGAGGGCCCCAAUCUGCUGAACCAGAAGGGGAGAGAGGCGGAGACCGAUGGCAGCUGUGGAGCCAGCGGCGGCCGGCAUCCUGCCUGCGCGGGAGGUUGCAGCAUGUUUACCUUCCUGACAUCUGUCACUGCAGCCAUCAGCGGCCUCCUGGUGGGUUAUGAACUUGGACUCAUCUCUGGAGCCCUCCUUCAGAUCAGAACCCUAUUAGCCUUGACCUGCCAUGAGCAGGAAAUGGUUGUGAGCUCUCUCCUCAUUGGGGCCUUCCUGGCCUCUCUCACUGGAGGUGUGCUGAUAGACAGGUAUGGAAGAAGGCUCACCAUCAUGCUGUCAUCCUGUCUUCUAGGACUCGGAAGCUUGGUCUUGAUAAUGAGUUUGUCCUACAUGGUUCUCAUCAUGGGCCGCAUCGCUAUAGGGGUUUCCAUUUCCUUGUCAUCCAUUGCCACGUGCGUGUACAUUGCAGAGAUCGCUCCCCAACACAGAAGAGGCCUUCUCGUGUCCCUGAACGAGCUGAUGAUUGUCAUCGGAAUCCUUUUUGCCUAUAUUUCAAAUUAUGCAUUUGCCAAUGUCUCCAAUGGUUGGAAGUAUAUGUUUGGACUUGUGAUUCCCUUGGGGCUUUUGCAAGCAAUUGCAAUGUACUUUCUUCCUCCCAGCCCUCGGUUUCUGGUGAUGAAAGGACAGGAGGAGGCUGCUGGCAAAGUUCUCAGGAAGCUAAGAGUGAUCUCAGACACCACGGAAGAGCUCACUUUGAUCAAAUCUUCCUUGAAAGAUGAGUAUCAGUAUAGUUUCUGGGACCUGUUUCGCUCCAAGGACAACAUGAGGACACGAAUCAUGAUAGGCCUGACGCUGGUAUUUUUUGUACAAACCACUGGCCAGCCAAACAUACUAUUCUAUGCAUCAACUGUCUUGAAGUCUGUUGGCUUCCAAAGCAAUGAGGCAGCUAGUCUCGCCUCCACUGGAGUUGGAGUGGUCAAGGUGGUUAGCACCAUCCCAGCAACCCUCCUUGUGGACCAUGUUGGUAGCAAAACCUUCCUCUGCAUUGGCUCCUCCGUGAUGGCUGCUUCGUUGUUGACCAUGGGCGUUGUGAAUCUCAACAUCAACAUGAGUCUCACCAAUAUCUGCAGAAGCCAUAGUCCUCUUAAUCAGUCUCUGGGGGAGCCUGUAUUCUAUGCAAUAGGGAACCUGUCAACUAGCAACAGCAGUCUCAGGGAACACGUUAAAGGAGUCACUCCCCACAGCAGGGGCUCAUUUGUGCCCAUGGAAAAUGGCAUGGAGCAGAAAGGGGAGUUGACCAUCACAUCUUUACCAAAUGCUGGACUGAGCCAAACUGAACACCAGAUAGCCACAGACCCUGCAGUUGUCCCGGCUGCUUACAAAUGGCUGUCCUUGGCCAGCUUGCUUGUUUAUGUUGCUGCUUUUUCAAUUGGUCUAGGACCCAUGCCCUGGCUGUUGCUCAGUGAGAUCUUUCCUGGUGGAAUCAGAGGCCGGGCCAUGGCCCUGACCUCUAGCAUGAACUGGGGCAUCAAUCUUCUCAUCUCUUUGACAUUUCUGACGGUGACUGAUCUUAUUGGCUUGUCGUGGGUAUGCUUCAUAUAUACAAUCAUGAGUCUUGCGUCCCUGGUUUUUGUUGUUUUGUUUAUACCUGAGACUAAGGGAUGCUCUUUGGAACAAAUAUCAAUGGAGCUAGCAAAAGCGAACUAUGUGAAAAACAACAUUUGUUUUAUGAGUCAUCACCAAGAAGAAUUAGUGCCAACCCCGCUUCAAAAAAGAAAGCCCCAAGAGCAGCUCCCAGAGUGUAAAAAGCUGUGUGGAAGGGGGCAGCUACAGCAGCCUUCUCCAGCGACCUAAGGGGCUCAAAUCUCUACAUAUGGUGCGAUGGCAGGACUUACAUGGGGUUUCUGGACAACUUACAUGGACACCCUGAAACUAGAAAGACAGCCUUUACUUCUUUUCCCAAAAUGGGACCUUUGCCAGAAGGCAGACGAGGCACCACCAAUGCCCUAAUGUGUCAGGUAAAACAGAAUCCUGGCAGAUUUAAAUCUUCUACCUUCUCUUCGGUGCAGCCUUUGAAAGACUGGGUUACGGUAACAAGGCCAGCCUCUACCUUAAGCUGUGUAAGAUGCCAGUCACAGCUCAAUACUUAGACACAGAGGUGUUCUGGGCAGGGACUUACCAUCUUUGCCUCUGUCAAAACACUGUGGAUGAUUCAAGUGCACCUAUGUUGUAGAUUAGGACUAUGGUGUCCUGCGUAAGACUUUAGAGACAACUCAAGUCCACCAAGUACCAAGUACUCCAGUACCAAGAUUACGCAGUUAGCACAUCACCCAUAAUGAAAUACUAGUUAAUCAAAAUAUUCUUUUAUCAAUUUUAUGACAAAUUUUUAACCAGUACCAAGAGUACACAGAUAGCACAUCACCCAUAAUGAAAUACUAGUUAAUCAAAAUAUUAUUUUAUAAAUUUUAUGUCAAAUUUAAAAACCUUUUUUUUCCAUUAUAAAAAUAUGAUGAGAAAAGUCGAUUUAAAAAUCCUGGGGCCAUAUUUACUUAGAAAUAGCUUAGUGAAUAUUAGGAAAGGAGCCCGUCAUAAGGUUAUCACUCAUCCAGAUCUCCAAGCGGUUAGGUUUAAGUGAUAAGGUCAAAUCUAUACAAAGUAUGGCCUGGGAAGGCCUUUGUGGUAACCGGUAGCAAUCCACAACCUCCUGCCAUUCCUCCCAUCUCUCAGGAAUCACUCCCCUUGGGCUCCAGCAGACUGCCUCUCAUUACUCACUUUCUGAUGAAUGCAGACAGAAUAAAUGACACAGACAUCAGGACAGGUCUGUCUCUCCUGUGAUGGACAGUGAGGAGUCAUACCAGUAGGGUGGGUUUUACCCACAGGAUGCAUUUCUCUGGCCCAUUUUUCCAGCUGAAUUUUAAGAUUCGACAAAACAUUUCACCAGCAGAAUUUUCAUAUAUGGUAGGAAAAUCUGUGAUAAAGAAUCUUGAAUCACUUAAUAAACUAUGGAAGGUACAUAAAAAAAUUACCCUUCAGGUACAAACAGCUUAACUUGAAAAAUAAUUCAAAGAAAUAUUACCCCCCCCAAAAAAGAGCUCAAAUCCCUUAAUUUGGGAUCUUCUCCUUUUCACUACCAAAUGGUCCCAGUCUGAGAGGGGUACAUGGCCCAUCACACUGCCUUCUAGCAAAGCGGAAAGACAGUGAGCCUACACAGCAGCAGAGAGAGCAGCCCUCAGCCUCAGGAGCAUGGCGGAGCCUCGUUCUCAAGUGGAUCAUAUAAAUUAAAGGUGGCAGGGGAGGCUGUGAGGGAGGUUGGUAUAUGUCUUGAUUCUGUCGUGAUGUAUCGCACCAUCAAGUAAGGAUGUGUGCUGUUUUCUGUUUGUUGUGGGGAGGGCGAGGUGUGUACUGCACAGCAGUGCUGUUUAUCAUGUGUCUCUGGGAUCACACCAAGUUUAAAAAAAAGAAACAAAACAAAACUCAAGGCAAGUUAUCAACCUGAGCUUUUUCUUUUCUCUUUCGCCCCCCAAGUAUUAGAUUAAGAUAUUUAAAAAAUUGUUAAAUGAUUCGAUCUUAAACAUAUAUGGACACACAUUUGACUAUCUCGUAUACCUUGUGAAUGGGCAAGAAACAAGCAGCUUAUUACGAAUGACUUCAAUGUAAGUAUCCUAAACGUUCUAAUGUUAUUACCCCAAGUAUGGAACUCAACACUUUGUUUUCAAAAUAAUUUUUUUAACCCAGUAUUAGCCCGACCUCACCCCCGACACAUGAAGCCUUUGAUUUUUAAAAAAUAAAAGGGGGGAUACUUAAAA